Bombina bombina (fire-bellied toad) is the source of this 4407-nucleotide messenger RNA. RefSeq names its product mannose-6-phosphate receptor, cation dependent (gene M6PR). Gene Ontology annotation, cellular component: trans-Golgi network; endosome; Golgi apparatus. The transcript is spliced from 5 exons. Bases 3181 to 3741 code for a protein of 186 amino acids. NCBI's taxonomy places the organism in Eukaryota, Metazoa, Chordata, Amphibia, Anura, Bombinatoridae. The record is from RefSeq and is a predicted model, not a curated record. Gene Ontology annotation, biological process: protein targeting to lysosome. Gene Ontology annotation, molecular function: protein domain specific binding.
CAAGUUCCGGUUUUCUUCCUGUUUCCGCUCCUUUUAGAAAUAGGAAGUGAGAGAAAGCAAAAAGCAGUAAGGGUCACAUGGGAAACGGGAAGUGAGGGUACCGGGUACCUAGAGCACAAGCUGGAGGUAGGAGAGUGUGGCACGUAGAUAGAAAGUAUUAUAUGGUGGUAGCUGGAGAGUGCAGAGCUCAGCUGGAGAGGGUUAAAGAGUGGUAAGAGAGUGCAGAGCUCAGCUAUAGAGGGUUACAGAGGGAUAGAAGAGUGCAAAGCUCAGCUAGAGAGUGUUACAAAGGGGUAGGAGAGUGCAGAGCUCAGCUAUAGAGGGUUACAGAGGGAUAGAAGAGUGCAGAGCUCAGCUAUAGAGGGUUACAGAGGGAUAGAAGAGUGCAGAGCUCAGCUAGAGAGUGUUACAAAGGGGUAGGAGAGUGCAGAGCUCAGCUGGAGAGGGUUAAAGAGUGGUAAGAGAGUGCAGAGCUCAGCUAUAGAGGGUUACAGAGGGAUAGAAGAGUGCAAAGUUCAGCUAGAGAGGGUUACAAAGGGGUAGAAGAGUGCAGAGCUCAGCUAGAAAGUGUUACAGAGGGAUAAGAGAGUGCAGAGCUCAGCUAGAAAGUGUUACAGAGGGAUAAGAGAGUGCAGAGCUCAGCUAGAGAGUAUUACAGAGGGAUACGAGAGUGCAGAGCUAAGCUAGAGAGUAUUACAGAGGGAUACGAGAGUGCAGAGCUAAGCUAUAGAGGGUUACAGAGGGGCAGGAGAGUGCACAGCUCAGUUAGAGAGGGUUACAGAAGGAUAGGAGAGUGCAGAGCUCAGCUAGAGAGGGUUACAGAGGGGUAGGAGAGUGCAGAGCUCAGCUAGAGAGUGUUACAGAGGGAUAGGAGAGUGCAGAGCUCAGUUAGAGAGGGUUACAGAGGGAUAGGAGAGUGCAGAGCUCAGCUAGAGAGGGUUACAGAGGGGUAGGAGAGUGCAGAGCUCAGCUAGAGUGUUACAGAGGGAUAGAAGAGUGCAGAGCCCAGCUAGAGAGUAUUACAGAGGGAUACGAGAGUGCAGAGCUCAGCUAGAGAGUGUUACAGAGGGAUAGGAGAGUGCAGAGCUCAGUUAGAGAGGGUUACAGAGGGAUAGGAGAGUGCAGAGCUCAGUUAGAGAGGGUUACAGAGGGAUAGGAGAGUGCAGAGCUCAGUUAGAGAGGGUUACAGAGGGAUAGAAGAGUGCAAAGCUCAGCUAGAGAGUGUUACAAAGGGGUAGGAGAGUGCAGAGUUCAGCUGGAGAGGGUUAAAGAGUGGUAAGAGAGUGCAGAGCUCAGCUAUAGAGGGUUACAGAGGGAUAGAAGAGUGCAAAGUUCAGCUAGAGAGGGUUACAAAGGGGUAGAAGAGUGCAGAGCUCAGCUAGAAAGUGUUACAGAGGGAUAAGAGAGUGCAGAGCUCAGCUAGAGAGUAUUACAGAGGGAUACGAGAGUGCAGAGCUAAGCUAGAGAGUAUUACAGAGGGAUACGAGAGUGCAGAGCUAAGCUAUAGAGGGUUACAGAGGGGCAGGAGAGUGCACAGCUCAGUUAGAGAGGGUUACAGAAGGAUAGGAGAGUGCAGAGCUCAGCUAGAGAGGGUUACAGAGGGGUAGGAGAGUGCAGAGCUCAGCUAGAGAGUGUUACAGAGGGAUAGGAGAGUGCAGAGCUCAGUUAGAGAGGGUUACAGAGGGAUAGGAGAGUGCAGAGCUCAGCUAGAGAGGGUUACAGAGGGGUAGGAGAGUGCAGAGCUCAGCUAGAGUGUUACAGAGGGAUAGAAGAGUGCAGAGCCCAGCUAGAGAGUAUUACAGAGGGAUACGAGAGUGCAGAGCUCAGCUAGAGAGUGUUACAGAGGGAUAGGAGAGUGCAGAGCUCAGCUAGAGAGUAUUACAGAGGGAUACGAGAGUGCAGAGCUAAGCUAGAGAGUAUUACAGAGGGAUACGAGAGUGCAGAGCUCAGUUAGAGAGGGUUACAGAGGGAUAGGAGAGUGCAGAGCUCAGUUAGAGAGGGUUACAGAGGGAUAGAAGAGUGCAGAGCUCAGUUAGAGAGGGUUACAGAGGGAUAGGAGAGUGCAUAGCUCAGUUAGAGAGGGUUACAGAGGGAUAGGAGAGUGCAGAACUCAGCCAGAGAGUGUUACUGUUGUAGGAGAACUUAGCCAACGCGUUACUAGAGGAUAGCUGUGUGAUUGGCUGUGCAGAUUUUUGCACAUUCUGAGAGACCGCUACUGACUGCAGAAGAACAUCACAAAGAAAGAGGUGAGGUCCUGAGGAGAGGAUGCACUAGAAAGUGUUACAGAGGGAUAAGAGAGUGCAGAGCUCAGCUAGAGAGUAUUACAGAGGGAUACGAGAGUGCAGAGCUAAGCUAGAGAGUAUUACAGAGGGAUACGAGAGUGCAGAGCUAAGCUAUAGAGGGUUACAGAGGGGCAGGAGAGUGCACAGCUCAGUUAGAGAGGGUUACAGAAGGAUAGGAGAGUGCAGAGCUCAGCUAGAGAGGGUUACAGAGGGGUAGGAGAGUGCAGAGCUCAGCUAGAGAGGGUUACAGAAGGAUAGGAGAGUGCAGAGCUCAGCUAGAGAGGGUUACAGAGGGGUAGGAGAGUGCAGAGCUCAGCUAGAGAGUGUUACAGAGGGAUAGGAGAGUGCAGAGCUCAGUUAGAGAGGGUUACAGAGGGAUAGGAGAGUGCAGAGCUCAGCUAGAGAGGGUUACAGAGGGGUAGGAGAGUGCAGAGCUCAGCUAGAGUGUUACAGAGGGAUAGAAGAGUGCAGAGCCCAGCUAGAGAGUAUUACAGAGGGAUACGAGAGUGCAGAGCUCAGCUAGAGAGUGUUACAGAGGGAUAGGAGAGUGCAGAGCUCAGUUAGAGAGGGUUACAGAGGGAUAGGAGAGUGCAGAGCUCAGUUAGAGAGGGUUACAGAGGGAUAGGAGAGUGCAGAGCUCAGUUAGAGAGGGUUACAGAGGGAUAGAAGAGUGCAGAGCUCAGUUAGAGAGGGUUACAGAGGGAUAGGAGAGUGCAUAGCUCAGUUAGAGAGGGUUACAGAGGGAUAGGAGAGUGCAGAACUCAGCCAGAGAGUGUUACUGUUGUAGGAGAACUUAGCCAACGCGUUACUAGAGGAUAGCUGUGUGAUUGGCUGUGCAGAUUUUUGCACAUUCUGAGAGACCGCUACUGACUGCAGAAGAACAUCACAAAGAAAGAGGAUGUAUUCCUGGCUCUCCUAUAUCUGUCUCGCUGCUGUUUCUAGCUUGGCUGUUGGAGAAGCUGUCAUUAAUGACUGCCAGCUGGUGGGUGAUGCUGACAAGAAGUCUACAGUAGAGCAGGCGUUACUGCAACGACUGGCGCCACUGAAGCACAAGAGGUUUGUGACACAGACUCAGGAGGGUACAGGCACCUAUACCUACACCUUUGUAGUAUGUGGUCGGGCUGACAAUGAUACCGGCAGUACCGUUGGGCUAAUGCAGACCAGAACAGAACCCAAAGAGAACACCGCCAUUGGCCGCAUCAGUCAGACGCACAUCAUGAAUGGAAGUCAUUGGAUUAUGAUGAUCUACAGAGGAGGAGAUAAGUACGACAACCACUGUGGGAGCGAAGAAAGAAAAGCGACGAUAAUGAUACUGUGUGACAAGAGUACCCUGGCGGAUGGCUGUGAUUUUGUGUGCCGAUCCCGUCCUCGCUCCGCUGAGACUGCAUACCGAGGGGUGGGAGAUGAUCAGCUUGGUGAGGAACCAGAAGAAAGAGAUGACCACUUGCUACCUAUGUGAUGACAGCUUAGGUUGCCCCUAUUAGCAUAGUCACUAGGAGAAGUACAGAUCCUCGCUCCUCCUCCGUUUCUGUGACUCAGCCUACCCUGCAGGAGGGGACCUAUAUCCCCAAAUGCCACACACUGUGCACUUGGGCUUUGCAGAUUGGACCAAAGCUAAUAUCCUUGUUGAUGCCCUAUCUGUAUGAGCUCUUGUGUCUGAUAUGAAACUGUUUCAAUAGCCCUAAAGUGAAGCAGAAAGAUUGUUGUAUUAUUACAGGUGUGAUCACAGACUGGCUCUCUACUGGAUGAAAUAGCUGGGAACUAUUUGCCUUCAUUUGCUGUUACACUCGGGACCUGACUGGCGCUAUCAUACGUGUAUUGGCUACAUAUGUUACUGAUUGAAGCAGCUGCAACCUGUUGCCGGAAUUGAUGUCAAACAAGGGGGGAAGUCACAGUGAAAGACACCACUACGUGAUACACAAAGGGAAGGUCUGUUGUUGCAGAACUGUCGUGCAAUUUAGCGUUCAUCUGACAACCGCAUUUAUUAGUAGCUCCCCUAGCUUAUUCUCAUUUCCAGCUCACUCCUUUUUCUUUAAGUUUUCCUUUCUCAAGGGUGUUUACUUUGUGAUUUAUUGGUUUUGGGAGAAUUGUUUUGUACAAAUAUAAUAAAAUAAUGAAGCCCUUG